This is a messenger RNA of Stegodyphus dumicola, 3081 nucleotides long. RefSeq lists its product as uncharacterized. Gene Ontology annotation, cellular component: cytosol. The record is from RefSeq and is a predicted model, not a curated record. NCBI's taxonomy places the organism in Eukaryota, Metazoa, Arthropoda, Arachnida, Araneae, Eresidae. Gene Ontology annotation, molecular function: actin monomer binding. Gene Ontology annotation, biological process: actin filament organization.
CGAUAUCAUCUCUUACGCGAAAGGGAGCAAUCUCUCCUACUUAUGCUGUUAAAGGAGGAUGAAUGGAUUUAUCUUAAAAGAAGUGUUCUUGUAAAGAGUACAUUCAGUCAGAUAAAUAUUUUAAUCAGUCAAACUCAAGGCCCGCAAGUUUAAUUGGUAAUUAGAAAUUAUACAAAACUGGUAGCUAGCUCUCUAAAACUUUGUUAGUGAGACCGCCUGUUUGUGGAAGGAAUGUCCUGAUUUUGGACCCUAGGCAGAGUGUAUAUCGUUAAAAGUCUUUUCUCGUAGUCGUCUAAGAAAGAGACAUCUCUAAAAGUCGUGCCUCAUAUCAUCAUGUCCAGUCCAGCCAAGGAAGAUCUUCCUAAGGUCCCCAAUGAAUUCAAAAAUGAACUGGAAAAAUUUGAUGCUGCCAAGAUGAAGCACACUGAAACCAAAGAAAAGAACCCCUUGCCCUCCAAAGAAGAUAUACAGCAAGAAAAACAACAUCUAGAGUUUUUAGAAGGAGUAUCUAAGUUUAAUAAAGGAAAACUUAAGAGAGCUGAUACUGUGGAAAAGACCGUCUUGCCGUCAAAAGAAGAUGUUUUACAAGAGAAGCAACAUCAUGAGCUACUUACUGGUGUAUCUACAUUCAACAAAGCGAAAUUGAAACGUACCAACACUAAGGAGAAGAUAGUUUUACCAACUAAAGAAGUGCUUACACAAGAGAAAAUUUAUGAUAGAAAACAAGAAGUUCUAAAAGGUGUGACUGGAUUUGACAGAAGCAAAUUGAAGAAGACCCAGACCGUUGUGAAAAAUUUUAUUCCAACUAAAGAAGUUAUUGAACAAGAAAAGGGAAAUCAAGCUUAUGGAGCCAUUCUACAAGGCAUUGAGUCCUUUGAUCCUGCAAAAUUGAAACCCACAGAGACUCAAGAGAAGAAUCCUUUGCCAACAAAAGAAGUGAUUGAUCAAGAAAAGGGUACUGCUGCUUAAGAUGAAAAUUCUACUAGAAUGAAAUUGCCAUCUAUAGCUCAUAUGCUCCAUUUAUUAUCAAGUUUUUUGAUGUAAUGGUCUGAUGCAAUUGUAAUUGUUGUCUUUUAAUGAACAAAGGCGAUGCUAUCGUUCUCUUUCUACCAUUUUAUCAAAUGUAACAAAUUACUCUACUGACUUCAUAACUGCUGUUUGUAUUGCCAGCUAUUAUUAUCAUUAUUAAUGGUUCUUGCGGGUUUUUAUUUCUGAGAAAUUUUUUAUAACACAUAUCAGUAGCAUUUCAUAUUCUUCACUCGAGUUUGAAGUAAUUUUUACAGUUUUGGAAUUCUUUUUACAAGUUUGAAAUGAUACUUUUUUAUGACAUGGAACAAUGUGCUUUGUACUGCCAAUACUCAGCACAUCCAUUGCUAAGAUUUUAAAAUUUUGAUGUUUAGGAGGCAAACCUAUAAAUAUACAUUUCAAAAUGCAUGUUGCUACCUAAGGUUUUUUUAAACCUAUAUUAUGAAAUGCUAAUAAUAUAUUUAAAAUAUUAUGAAAUGCUAAUAAUUCUAAGUGGCAUAUAUUGACGAUGCUUUGAUAGCAAAAUGCCAUGAAAAUAUUGCUUCCAAUGAAUAAAUAAUGCUUUUCUUGGAAGCAUGUGUAAAUUCAUGAUUAGACAUACCGCUCAAUUUCAGUGGGUGUAAAAUAGAUCUAUUAAAUGUGAAAGCUCUGUAUAUGUUUAAUUUACUGUAUCUGAAGUUUUAUUGUUUUGUGUCCUUUUUGUGAUAUUAUUAAAAUUUCAGAGAAUUAAUGUAUAAUAAAUUAGUUCGCUUGUAACAAAGUUUUCAAAAAACCAGCAGUUGUAUAUAAUAUUUUUAGAUGUUCAAUAGUGUUAUCAGUUUUUCUUGAAAUGUAUAUCAGAAAUUUAGUGUUUUCUUUUGGAUAAAAUAUUUUUCUUUUCAUUUCGUGCAAAAUACAUUUAUUGAGUUACCAAUUUUUGCAACAGGAAAUCAUGAAAUAUCAGUGCCAGCAGAAAUAAAAAUGUUUUUAUUAAACAUCAUAACUUCUGUCACACGUAAAUUUUCAAAAACAUUUUCCUCCUAUGCAUCUACCAAAUUAAAUGUAAUCUUCUUAUGAAUUUGCAUGCAUCAAAGUUUGUAUUAGAUUUCCAUUUAGAAGUUCCAUUUUUUGUAUACUUUGCUAAUGAUGAAAUUCCUUGCCAAUUGCAUCUCUCUGUAUUUGUUUAUACAUUGUUAUUUAUUAAUGUAUUAAAGAAGAAAUAAAAGAAAAGCAUAUUUGUGCAUGUAGAAAAGUAAUAGUCUUUACUGUAUCAAAAAAGUAUGUGUCAUGUAGUACGUAGAAUGAAUGUUGAAAUGAUGAAAUAAGUCGUUUUCUAACUGUAAUAAAAAUUUAUUCCUUUAAGAAACAGUAAUGUAUAAAAGUUUGAUCUCAUUUAUUUUUAGUGAAGCUUAAAUAAUUAAAUUGUGAAGCUUUUAAAAUGUUUUCUUAAACAUUUAAUUUUCAUUCAAAAGAUAAUUUGAGAAAUUGGUAUUGUUUUACAUAUUAUACAAUAGGCUUCAUUUAAAAUACUUCUUUUAUUUAGAAUUAUUAAUAUGUGCGUUCAUAAUUUUAAUUAAAAUUUUUAAACAUAAAAAUUCUUUGUUUUAAUGCAUGCCUUUUUAUUUAUUUCAAAUUUUGUAAUUCUAACUCUGUACUCGCUCUUUUACUUAAAAUCUAAGCAUAAAGUCAUUUUGAUUUUACUAUAUGGAUGUACUUAUAUGUAUUAUUGUUCAUCAAUAUCAUGUCAUCAUCAUCAAGCUCUCGUGGUGCUGUUUUGUACAUCAGUCCUCAGUUUUUAUAUCUCAGACUUAUUUAUAUAUAAAAAAAUUAAUUCAUUCAUGUUUUUAUAGAAAGCUGCAUAGCAUUAUUGGUUUUAAUAGCCUUUUAAAUUUUUCUACUUUUAUUAGCAUGUUAUUUGAAGUAUAUUAUGGGCAUUCCUCCUGUUGAUUAGCCUUUCCUAUUGAUUAGCCUUUAUGAGCAGUAUUGAGGUACUAUUUCAAUACUCUACAAUAGAAUUCUUGCAUUAAAAUGUCCUUUGUGUUUAUACAGAAAAAUAAAAAAAAAUGGUGAAAAUAA